AUGUCUGUACCAAGAUUCCGAAAAGUAAACCAGGGGACAUAUGAUAAUUACGUUCCAGUCAGCGAAUUAAGCAAAAAGUCAUGGAAUCAGCAACACUUCGCCUUGGCGUUUCCCAAACCACCCCGACCAGGAAAGAAAAGGAGAUCAAAACCUUCCCAAUUAAGAGAACAUUCAGUUCCUAGAUAUGGUGAAGAAAAAUUAAAGGAGACUCAGAAAAGACCAUUAUGGAUGCACCAUUCUUUAAUGACAAUUUCGGAGAGACCUUCUGUUUAUUUAGCUUCCAGGCGGAAGCCCCCAGGCAAACCAAUGCAUCCCUCCGAGGGGGAUGCCAAAGGAGCAGGUGAACAGAUGCAUCCACCUGAAGAAAUAGUUAGGAAACGUUCAGAAGAUGAGAAAGCAGACAAGAAGGCCAUAUCAGACUCAGAAUCAGAACCCACAGAUUUAAAGAAGGAUGCAAAAAAAGACAGGAAAGAAUCCAAAAAAGGCAAGGGGUCAGACAAAGGAGCCACUGAUGAAAAAGGUGCUGCCAAAACAGAUGCCACAAAAGGAAAGAAAGAGUCAAAGAAGGGGAAGGGUACAGACACAGAGAGCGGAAGUGGUAGAGGAGAUGCAAAGAAGGAUAAGGAUGCAAAGAAGGGUGGAAAGGAUGCAAAAAAGCCCUCUGAGAAAGAGAGUGAGUCAAAGGAGGGCGUCAAGAAAGAUUCGAAGAAGAAGGAUAGUAAAAAAGAUGACAAGAAGCCCAGUGAGGCAGACAGUGAAUCAAAAGAUAAAACCAAGAAAGAUGUCAAGAAAGAUGCCAAGAAAAAGGACAGUAAAAAAGAUGAAAGUAAACUCAGUGAGACAGACAGCGAAUCAAAGGAUGACACCAAGAAGGGUGCCAAGAAAGAUGCCAAGAAAAAGGACAAGAAAGAUGCCAAGAAAGAGGAUAAGAAAGAGGACAAGAAAGAUUCCAAGAAAGAUGCCAAGAAAGAGGACAAGAAAGAUGACGAUACAGAAUCUGCUGAUUCAAAGGGCGGAAAGAAGAAAGACAAGAAGGGUUCAAAGAAGGGCAAGUAA
Messenger RNA from Choloepus didactylus (southern two-toed sloth), 1056 nucleotides. Its product is annotated as cylicin-2-like. The transcript is spliced from 4 exons. Lineage: Eukaryota; Metazoa; Chordata; Mammalia; Pilosa; Megalonychidae. Gene Ontology annotation, cellular component: nucleus. The record is from RefSeq and is a predicted model, not a curated record. The coding region runs from base 1 to 1056 and encodes 351 amino acids. Gene Ontology annotation, molecular function: structural constituent of cytoskeleton.